UAGGGGUCAUUUUUCCCCAAUUUGUACCAUCACGAAAAUUAGGUGUAUAAAAAUAAUACUUUAUUGUGCAGUCUCCCCUUAGGGCUUCGAUUUUAUUCUCUCCGAUCAAACCAACGUACAAUCAAUCAGGACUAAAUAGUUUGUGAGCAUGCUUGUCAAGCAGUGGGUCAUUGAAAACGUUGGAGAUACUUUGCCUUUCAGCAAUGGAGAAGGCAACAGAUUCUAGCCUAUUUGUUAAUGAUGGGUCAUUCUUGGAGAGGUUCAAACAGCGUCAACAGGAGGAGGGGAAGGACAAGAAGAGUGAUACAUCCGUGAAAUCUAAAUCAGGGUCAAAUACAUCUGUAACUAACACUCCAAAGACUGUCAUUAGUAAAGCGACCUUGGAAUUUAAGGCCAAUGGUUCUCGGAAAACAAACCAAGCUCCUUCAAGCGGGAAACUUGCAUUCAGCUUGAAACAAAAGUCAAAACUUGCUGCACCAUCUAUUAAGCUUGGUGAAGAUGAGGAUGAAGAUGAAAAUGAUGAUGGAAAUCUGUCAGAUAGAGUGCCAAUGAAACGUCCAAAGUUGGACCAGCAAGAUGCGCCUGAGAAGUCAUUAAGACAAGUUGUCGUUGCACCACCUUCCCCAAGUGAUCCUACUGUGAAGAAAGUUGUAGACAAAUUAGCAAGUUUUGUGGCCAAGCAUGGAAGGCAGUUCGAGCAUAUCACAAGACAAAAAAACCCUGGAGACACUCCAUUCAAGUUUCUAUUUGAUGAAAGCUGCUCAGAUUACAAGUAUUAUGAAUAUAAGCUCAGUGAAGAGCAAAACGUUCUGUCAGAGACCAGGGAUUCCCAAACAUCGCAAAGUGUUGGGUCUGUAAUCUCAGUUCCCAAUUCAUCAAGUGGUUCUCAGAGAUUACAUCAUCAGCAUUCGAAAUAUCAAACUCCCUCCUCUGCUUUAUAUGAACCUACAGAGAACACAAGAGCUUCUACGGCCUCAGUAUCAAGUGAAAAAUAUGGUGAAUCUAGUGCCCCAACUGGUGCAGAUCCUAUAGCAAUGAUGGAAUACUACAUGAAGAAGGCUGCACAAGAAGAGAAACAGAGACCUCCUAAACCCUCUAAGGAUGAGAUGCCUCCGCCUGCUUCCCUUCAAGCUUCAUCGAAGAAAGGGCAUCACAUGGGUGAUUAUAUUCCUCCUGAAGAGCUUGAGAAAUUCUUGUCUACCUGCAAUGAUGCUGCUGCACGGAAAGCAGCGAUAGAGUGUGCAGAAAGAGCUAAAAUUCAGGCUGAUAAUGUUGGUCACAGGCUUCUGUCCAAAAUGGGUUGGAAGGAAGGUACACCUUUACUGUUGCUCUUUCCUUUUGCUCACAAGCAGAGAUGAGUGGGGAAAUGAUCC
Messenger RNA from Olea europaea var. sylvestris, 1373 nucleotides. Its product is annotated as SURP and G-patch domain-containing protein 1-like protein. Gene Ontology annotation, biological process: RNA processing. NCBI's taxonomy places the organism in Eukaryota, Viridiplantae, Streptophyta, Magnoliopsida, Lamiales, Oleaceae. Gene Ontology annotation, molecular function: RNA binding. Gene Ontology annotation, cellular component: nucleoplasm. The record is from RefSeq and is a predicted model, not a curated record. The coding region runs from base 204 to 1358 and encodes 384 amino acids. The transcript is spliced from 7 exons.